Molecule: messenger RNA, 732 nt
Organism: Merops nubicus (carmine bee-eater)
Lineage: Eukaryota; Metazoa; Chordata; Aves; Coraciiformes; Meropidae
Gene: TNFSF11
Product: tumor necrosis factor (ligand) superfamily, member 11
Exons: 4
Coding region: 1-732 (243 amino acids)
Biological process (GO): immune response
Cellular component (GO): membrane
Molecular function (GO): tumor necrosis factor receptor binding
Source: RefSeq, a predicted model, not a curated record
AUGGACCCUACUAGAAUUUCAAAAGAACAUGCACACUGUGUCAGAACACUUUUUGGACACCAAGAGAAUACAGAUUUUCAUGAUACAUCCUUUGAAAAUGAAGAGGUGAAGUUGAUGCCAGAAUCAUGUAGAAGCAUGAAACAAGCUCUCCAGAGAGCUGUGCAGAAGGAAGUUCAGCGUGUCAUGGGAAGAACACCAAGACCAGAAAAAGCUGCAAUGGAGGCACUAGGCAUGGAUCUGUACAAGAGAAGCAAACCUCAGAAGCAGCCAUUUGCCCAUCUCAUUAUUGAUGACAAGAAUAUUCCUUCUGGAACUCGUAAAGUGAACCUCACAUCCUGGCAUCACGACAAGGGCCAGGCAAACUUAGCCAAUAUGACCUUCAGUGAUGGAAAACUAGUUGUUAAUCAGGAUGGUUUUUACUACCUUUAUGCCAACAUUUGCUUUAGACAUCAUGAAACUUCAGGAAACCUGACAAAGAGAGGGCUUCAGCUGAUGGUGUAUGUGACUAAGACAAACCUUAAGAUGAGGCGCUCUGAUGUGUUGAUGAAGGGAGGCAGCACCAAGUACUGGUCAGGGAAUUCAGAGUUUCAUUUUUAUUCUGUAAAUGUGGGAGGGUUUUUCAAAUUAAAAUCUGGUGAAAUGAUUAGUAUCCAGGUAUCAAACCCAUUGCUACUGGAUUCAUCACAAGAAGCAACUUAUUUUGGGGCAUUUAAAGUGAGGGAUUUAGACUGA